Bombina bombina (fire-bellied toad) is the source of this 3361-nucleotide messenger RNA. RefSeq names its product toll like receptor 8 (gene TLR8). The transcript has 2 exons. The record is from RefSeq and is a predicted model, not a curated record. Gene Ontology annotation, biological process: defense response to virus; canonical NF-kappaB signal transduction; positive regulation of interleukin-6 production. The coding region runs from base 152 to 3289 and encodes 1045 amino acids. Gene Ontology annotation, molecular function: pattern recognition receptor activity; protein binding. Gene Ontology annotation, cellular component: plasma membrane. NCBI's taxonomy places the organism in Eukaryota, Metazoa, Chordata, Amphibia, Anura, Bombinatoridae.
UGCAGCUGAAAAUUCUCCACUUGCUCUCCGUGAAAAAUCAUUGUAUCUGAGAGGAAUAAACUUUUGACAUCUUGAAAAAGUUGAAUACGUUGCAUUUUGCUGAACUGCUAUCUGCAUCACAAUUAUAAAUGUGUCCAGGAAUACCAUAACAAUGACAGAAAAGACAAGCUUCUUUCUAAGAUUCCUAUCUCAGCUUCUGAUGCUGUGCAGUUCCCUUGGAUUUCCUCAUCACACACAAGACAAUAGGACCUUGCCAUGCAGCAUUGAACAAAAUAUUUCAUCUAUUACAUUUGAUUGUCGUGCUGGUCGGUUAAAAAAAGUACCCAUUCCCAUUGAAUAUGUGUCUGAAUCCAUAAUAUUACUACUGUCAGAUAAUAAUCUGCACUCACUAUCUAAAGAGUCUUUUCAAGACUGGUCUAACCUCACAAAAUUAGAUUUAAGUAAGAAUCGCUACCUGGAGAAAACCCCCCAGAAAUUACAUAAAUGCAAAAGAGUUCUGGAAAUCCAAAAUGGAACAUUUUCCAACUUAACAAAAUUGAAAGAGCUGUAUAUUGAUCAAAAUAAUUUAUGCAAUAUACCAACUGGACUGCCACUUUCUUUGCAAGUCUUGAGUUUACAGUACAACAAUAUUUUUUCAAUUAGUAAGAAAAGUUUCUCUAGGCUAAACAAUUUGAAAGAACUGCAGCUUGGCCAUAAUUGUUACUAUAGUAAUAAGUGUAAGGGGACCUUAAAUAUUAAAUAUGGUGCAUUCUCCGAGCUAACACAAUUAACUGUACUGUCUCUUUCAUCUAACAAUCUGAUCCGUGUGCCUCAAAAUCUACCUUCAUCGUUAAUUCAACUAUAUUUAGGUAAUAACAGAAUACAAGUUAUUGGUAGAGAUGAUUUCAAUAACUUAAUUAAUUUAGAAUUACUUCACCUGAGUGGAAAUUGUCCAAGAUGCUUUAAUGCUGCCUAUUUAUGUAUACCCUGCACCAAUCCAUCCUAUAUUCAAAUUAAUGAUUAUGCUUUUCAGAACCUCAGAAACUUAACUCAACUUAAUCUUGCAAGCACAUCCCUGAGAUCUGUACCACAAAUAUGGUUUAAAAAUACAACUAAGUUAAAAGUGUUGGAUCUUACACUUAAUUACCUAUUGAAUGAAAUUGCAUCAGCAGACUUUUUACAUAAUUUAACAUUUCUAGAAAGACUUGACUUGUCUUAUAAUUAUGAAGUAAAAUCAUAUCCAAAGACCAUUAACCUUUCAGAUAAUUUUUCCAAAUUAAUCUCCCUUCGACAGUUGCGUAUGCAAGGAUAUGUAUUUAAAGAAAUCACUACUUCUAGCUUAGCUCCUCUAACCACACUCAAAAAACUAAAUGUAAUAGAUUUUGGAGUAAACUUUAUAAGACAAAUUAAUUUUAAUGUUUUUCUUCAAUUUCCUAAUUUAACUUUAAUUAAGCUAUCUGAGAAUAAAAUAUCACCAAUUUCUGAGAAUUAUAAUCGAAGCCAAGUAGUGGAAACCUUUCAAACUCACACCAUUAACAAAAAUUCAAUAGAUAAUUAUGUUUCAUCUCAUAAAGUUCACACAGAAUAUGUUCCAAAAAUAUAUAGGGUUGAUUUUGAACUAGAAAAGAUCAAGUGUAGUUCAUAUGGUAAAACGUUGGACCUCAGUUUGAAUAGUAUAUUUUUUAUCGAUCCAGAACAAUUUAGGCCUUUUCAAGAUAUAGCAUGUUUGAAUUUGUCCGCCAAUGGGAUUGGUCAAGACUUAAAUGGUACAGAAUUUAUCUACCUAUCAAAUCUGAAAUAUUUAGAUUUAUCUUUCAACAAACUAGAUUUUGCAUCUAUUAAUGCAUUUUCAGAACUGUCUCAUUUAGAAGUUUUAGAUGUGAGUUAUAAUAAGCAUUAUUUUGUUGUGGAAGGUGUUACUCACCAUCUGAAAUUCAUUGAACAUCUUCAACACCUAAAAAUUUUAAAUCUAAAAGCCAAUAAAAUAUCCACUCUUACUGAAGCUGAAAUUAAAAGUAAUUCUUUAGAAGAGUUAAACUUUUCACAAAAUCGUUUGGAUGUGUUAUGGAAAAAUGGUGAUGGACGUUACUUAGAUAUAUUUGGGAAUUUUUCUAACCUUAAAAUUCUAGACAUAUCUCACAACAGACUCCAUAAAAUACCUAGCAAAGCACUUAGAAACUUACCCAAAAGUCUUCAGAAAUUAUUCUUGAACGAUAAUGCUAUAGAGACUUUUGAAUGGGAAAUACUAAAACAAUUUGAGAACCUAGUGAUUCUUGAUCUAAGUCACAAUCACCUAGCAACGAUAACAGGAAAUUUAUCUAAUCAAACAAAUUCACUGCAAACAUUAUUUCUGAAGAGCAACAGAAUUUUUCAAUUGCCAGUGUCAUUUCUUCACAAUGUCAAAAGCCUCAUAAACCUUGAUUUAAGUAAUAACCUUAUUGAGACUAUAAACAAAUCAGUAUUUUUGUCUGGUAAUGAAAAUUAUUUAAAAGUCUUAGAACUCAAGGGAAAUCCAUUUGACUGCAACUGUGGUAUUAUUGAAUUUUUGAGUUGGAUCAAAAGGAAUAAUGUUACAAUUCCACGACUGGCAACUGAUGUCACAUGUGCCACUCCAAUCAUCAGAAAAAGAGAAACCAUCAUAUAUUUUGAUGUGAAAACCUGUAAUUUAGAUAGUGUUUCAUUGAUGUUAUUUUUGUUGUCAUUUGUUUUAGCCGUUCAUAUUAUUGCAUUACCUAUUAUGAAGCAUCUAUUUUUCUGGGAUCUAUGGUUUCUUUAUCAUUUUUGUACAGCAAAACUGAAAUGGCGCAAAGUUGGCGCCUCUGAAUGCCUAUAUGAUGCAUUUGUAGCUUACGACACUAAAGAUCUGGCCGUAAGUGAUUGGGUGUUGAAUGAACUAUGUUACCAUGUAGAGAGUAAAGGAGAUAGACACAUACUUCUUUGUUUAGAAGAAAGAGACUGGGAACCAGGGAAAGCAAUUAUUGAUAAUCUUGUGCAUAGCAUUAAUCAAAGUAAAAAGACAAUAUUUGUUCUUACAAAGGACUACAUAAAAAGUGGAAAGUUUAAAACAACAUUUUAUUUGGCCUUACAAAAACUUAUAGAUGAAAACAUGGAUGUGAUUGUCAUUGUUCUGUUACAACCUGUUUUGCAAAAUUCCCAGUACUUGAGAUUUAGAAAAAAAAUCUGCAAGAGUUCCAUAUUGGAGUGGCCAAAAAAUCCACAUGCAGAAGUCUUAUUUUGGCAAAAGAUGAGAAAUGUUGUGAUUACAGAAAACUAUACUAGGUACAACCAUUUGUAUACAGAUCAUCUUUAGGGAUUGUAGGUAAAUAUUACAAUACAAGAAAUAUUUUUGUAUUGGUUUUGUUUUACAAUACUGAUUUAAAAC